Molecule: messenger RNA, 2025 nt
Organism: Talaromyces amestolkiae
Lineage: Eukaryota; Fungi; Ascomycota; Eurotiomycetes; Eurotiales; Trichocomaceae
Exons: 2
Coding region: 1-2025 (674 amino acids)
Biological process (GO): carbohydrate metabolic process
Molecular function (GO): hydrolase activity, hydrolyzing O-glycosyl compounds; carbohydrate binding
Source: RefSeq, a predicted model, not a curated record
AUGCUCUCACACGAUACUCAGAAAAACCGCCUCGUUUACCAAUAUGACUUUGAAAAGGUCUUCAUCGAGCCAUGGGGCCCCAACGCGCUCCGGGUCCGCGCAACUCAUCAACAUUCACUCCCAUCAAACCAAGAUUGGGCUUUAAUCUCCUCCCCAGACCUGACUUCGAUCAAAGCAACAAUUAAGAUCGAACCCGAUUCGGUCGGUGGAACAAUUACAAAUGGCAAAAUAACGGCCAACAUUUCUCCACGCGGCAAGAUUAUCAUCAAAAACACCGAAACCGGUCAAUUGCUUCUGGAAGAGUACAUGCGCAAUCGUAACGAUCAGUUAGAUCCCAAAUGCUCUGCCCUACUCGUCGAAGCACGCGAGUUCAAGCCACAUGCCGGUCGUGAUGAUUAUCACCUGACCAUGCGACUCGAAAGCAUCGAUCGUAACGAAAAGAUUUACGGCAUGGGUCAGUACCAGCAACCAUACCUCGACUUGAAGGGGCUGGACUUAGAACUGGCUCAGCGCAAUUCGCAAGCCUCUGUACCAUUUGCCGUAUCGUCGCUUGGAUACGGCUUCUUGUGGAAUAAUCCUGGUAUUGGUCGUGCAGUUCUUGGUAAAAAUGUUAUGUCGUUCGAGGCAUAUUCCACGCGAGUCCUGGAUUACUGGAUUGUCGCUGGCGAUUCACCCAAGGAGAUCGUCGAGGCAUAUGCGGAUGCUACUGGAAAAGUUCCAAUGAUGCCUGAAUAUGGGCUCGGAUUUUGGCAGUGCAAGUUGCGAUAUCAGACUCAAGAGGAGCUGUUGAGUGUUGCGAGAGAAUAUCGAAAGCGGAAAUUACCAAUUGAUUUAAUUGUGAUUGAUUUCUUCCAUUGGCCACUACAGGGAGAAUGGAAGUUUGAUCCUGUCUAUUGGCCUGAUCCUGAUGCAAUGAUUAAAGAACUCAACGACCUGAAGAUUGAGUUAAUGGUCUCCAUUUGGCCCACGGUCGAUAUCAGAUCCGAAAAUUACGAAGAAAUGCUUGAAAAGGGCUAUCUCAUACGUAUGGACCGCGGUAUCCGUACAGCCAUGAACUUCCAAGGCGAGACCGUUCACUUCGACGCCACCAACCCCGACUCUAGGAAAUACGUCUGGGAAAAGGCGCGGAAAAACUAUUAUUCCAAGGGAAUCAAGGUCUUCUGGCUUGAUGAAGCGGAGCCGGAGUACUCAGCCUACGACUUUGAUAAUUACAGAUAUCAUCUUGGCUCGAAUGUUACCAUUGGUAACAUCUACCCGCGAGAAUAUGCAAGAGCAUUCUACGAAGGUCAGACAGAAGCCGGACAGGAAAAUAUUGUCAACCUCCUUCGUUGCGCCUGGGCCGGGUCUCAGAAGUACGGCGCCCUCGUCUGGAGCGGCGAUAUCGCUUCCAGCUGGGAAUCGCUUCGCUGCCAAUUAGCGGCGGGACUCAACAUGGGCAUGGCGGGUAUACCAUGGUGGACAACGGAUAUCGGUGGGUUUCACGGUGGAGAUCCUACAAAAGACUCGUUUCGAGAGUUGCUGGUGCGUUGGUUUCAAUGGGGUGCCUUUUGUCCUGUCAUGAGACUUCAUGGAGAUCGCGAACCAAAACAGCCUCAACAUGGCACGACGGGUGGCGCGACCUGUUUGUCCGGUGCGGAAAAUGAGGUUUGGUCUUAUGGGGAAGAAGUUUAUGUCAUAUGCGAAAAGUAUCUGAGUAUUCGUGAACAAUUGCGCGAUUAUACGAGGGCACUCAUGAAGGAGGCCCAUGAAAAGGGUACACCGGUUAUUAGACCCUUGUUUAUUGAGUUCCCGGAAGAUAAGAACGCUUGGGCGAUAGAGGAUCAGUAUCUGUAUGGGUCCAAGUAUCUUUGCGCACCAAUAUUGUAUCCGGGGCAGAAGAAGCGAUCUGUAUAUCUUCCUGAGGGAAAUUGGACUUUCUUCAAGGAUGGUUCAAUUACCGGUGACCACGGUGAACACUUCUCUGGGCAGCAAACGGUUGAAGUCGAUUGUCCGAUUGAAAUUAUGCCUGUGUUUGUGCGAGAUUAG